GACCUGGGCUGGCCGAACACCAUCGCCUACCGCGGUGUGACCCGGGCCAGCGUCUACAUGCAGCCCCCCAUCGACGGGCAGGCCCACAUCAAGGAGGUGGUUCGCAAGAUGAUCAGUCAGGCCCAGAAGGUGAUCGCGGUGGUCAUGGACAUGUUCACCGAUGUGGACAUCUUCAAGGACCUGCUGGACGCUGGCUUCAAGAGGAAGGUGGCCGUGUACAUCAUCGUGGACGAGAGUAACGUCAAGUACUUCUUGCACAUGUGCGAGCGGGCCCGCAUGCACCCGGGGCACCUCAAGAAUCUCAGGGUGCGCAGCAGCGGAGGAACCGAGUUCUUCACACGCUCAGCCACCAAGUUCAAGGGCGCCCUGGCCCAGAAGUUCAUGUUCGUGGAUGGAGACCGGGCCAUCUGCGGCUCUUACAGCUUCACGUGGUCGGCCGCGAGGACAGACCGGAACGUGAUCUCCGUGCUGUCCGGCCAGGUGGUGGAGAUGUUCGACCGGCAGUUCCAGGAGCUGUACCUCAUGUCGCACGGCGUCAGCCUCAAGGGCAUCCCCAUGGAGAAGGAGCCGGAGCCGGAACCGGUGCUGCUGCCCUCCACGGUCCCACUGCUGCCCUCGGGCACCGUGGCCAAGAAGCUCGUCAACCCUAAAUAUGCGCUGGUCAAGGCCAAGAGCGCUGACGAGAUCGCCAAGGCUUCUUCCGAGAAACAGGGCGCCACAAGGUCCCCAGCGGGGCGGGGCCCAGCGCCAGCCGACCAGCCAGGGGACCUCCCCGAGCCACCCUCCUCCAUCCACCCAGGGCUGCUCAACCUGGAGCGGGCCAACAUGUUCGAGUACCUGCCCACCUGGGUGGAGCCGGACCCCGAGCCUGGCAGUGACAUCCUGGGCUACAUCAACAUCAUCGACCCCAACAUCUGGAACCCGCAGCCCAGCCAGAUGAACCGCAUUAAGAUCCGAGACACGGCCCAGGCGGGGGCCCAGCCGUGGAGGCAGAGCCAGGGUUGUGGCCCCACGCCCGUGCCCCGCGCCCCCGCGCCCAGCGCCCCCCAGGACGGGGUCCCAGCCGAGAACGGCCUCCACCAGGGGGACACCGAGCCACGGCCCCCUGUACCCAAGCCCCGGACGGUCCCCGUGGCAGACCUGCUUGCCCGGGAGGGCGGCGGUGUGGGCUGGGCCCUGGAGACACCAGAAGAGGAGGCGCCCCAGAAUGGGACAGACCACGGGCCGCCCAGGACAGCGGGCCCAGGCCAUGCCCCGCUCCCGCGGCCGCCGUCUGUGACCCAGGGUGACCCGGAUGGCGGGGGCGCAGUGGUUCCCAACGGGCUGGACGGGGAGGAGGAUGAUGAUGACUACGUGACCCUCAGUGACCAGGACAGCCUCUCAGGCAGCUCCGGCCGUGGCCCCGGCCCCCGGAGGCCCUCAGUGGCCUCUUCUGUGUCUGACGAGUAUUUCGAGGUGAUGGAUCGGUCGGCCACUCUCCAGAGGCGCUACUCGGAGCAGGCGGCCAACGGGCCAGCCCAGCCACCCCGCCGACAGCUUAGUGCCCCUCACGUGACCCGUGGGACCUUUGGUGGACCCCUGGCUGGCUCAUGGGCCCAGGGUCGGGAGAGAGAAGAGGUGGGCACUCUGAGGAGGAUACCGGCCCCACGCUCCGCUGACAAGGAGGCACAGGGUCAGCGGUUCCACCACUAUGGAGUCUCUGCCUCGGGGACCAGGGAUAAGGACGGCUUCCCACAGCCGCUGAAGACCCCAGGACCCCCGCGGUACCGCCCUGCCACCGACGGCACCCAGAGCUCCAGUAGGAAAGCAGGCCCGGCCGUGGCUUGGCCCGCAGCACUGGCAGGCCAAGGGUGGCCCAGGCCCUGGGAGCCCAGGGCCGGCCCGAAACGCCAGCCCCCUGGCCGACAGCAGGGCCACCGAGGAGCGCCCAAGUCCUUUCGGAAUCCCGUACUCCAAACUGUCCCAGUCCAAGCACCUGAAGGCCAGGACGGGUGGCGGCCAGUGGGCAUCGUCCGACUCUAAACGGCGGGCCCAGCCCCCCCGGGACCACAAGGACCCCUAGCACCCUGGGCCCAAGCCUGGAGCCAUGCCGUCCACGGCCUCCGCCCCAGCCUGGGCUCACCGUGUGGGUGGCUCCCAAGGCCUCCCGGGCCUCCCGAGCCUGCCCUGGAAGGCAGGAGGGUGGGGUGAGUGGUGACCUGGCCACUCACCUGGUCAGUGCACCAGUACCAGGUGGCCAUGAUGGUCAGGCCGAAGGUCAUCCCAGUCCACGGGAGGUCCCCCGUGUAGGGGUCUCGGAACAUGUGCAUGGCGUCUGCCCGCGGCAGGUGGCAGGUCGUGUUGGAGAUGGUCCUGGACGGGACGGCCCGGGCGUAGGCUGCUGCCAGCUGCUCAUACCCACCAAUCUGCUCGAAAGCUGGAGCGGGCGGGGCGGGACAGGGCGGUCAGCGGCUGGGGGCCUCCUCCCACCCCCACUGUCCUCAUCUCACAAGUAGCUUCCCGAUGCACCAAACUUGACUUUUUCCCACUUCACUUUUCCCAGUGUCUGGACAAGUACGGAAGGUAGAGGGUUUAAAGAAAGUGAAUUCAGAUGACUAUUUUAUUUGUAUUUAAAAUAAUGCUAUUAAAUGAGCAUUUUGCACACGGGCA
This is a messenger RNA of Vicugna pacos (alpaca), 2649 nucleotides long. The record is from RefSeq and is a predicted model, not a curated record. Lineage: Eukaryota; Metazoa; Chordata; Mammalia; Artiodactyla; Camelidae.